Messenger RNA from Pedinophyceae sp. YPF-701, 756 nucleotides. NCBI's taxonomy places the organism in Eukaryota, Viridiplantae, Chlorophyta, Pedinophyceae. The record is from the annotation of a GenBank genome assembly.
AUGACAUCGCCGCCGCACCGCCUCCGCCGCCCGCACAUUCCGCACGCAGCGCACGAGGCGCGCCCGGGCUGCCGAUCACGUUCCCUGCGCGUGCACUGUAGUUCGUCGUUCCGGCGGAGUCGUGGCGGGAGGAUGGCGACGGUGAUCCGGGAGGUUCCGCAGGGGGCCCCGGGGAGCGGGGGCUCGGGGGACACGGUCGGCGACGCGGCGAGGUUCGGCGUGAUCACCGUGAGCGACCGGGCCUCGCAGGCGGUCUACAAGGACGAGAGCGGGCCUGCCAUUUUGCAGUUCUUCAAGGAGGCGAUCGCGUCGCCCUGGGAGGCGCACUACCGCCUCAUCCCCGACGAACAGCCCAUGAUCGAAAAAGCCAUCAAAGAGCUCGUCGACGACGUCGGCUGCUGCCUGGUCGUGACUACGGGCGGGACGGGCCCGUCGGUGCGUGACGUGACGCCCGAGGCCACGGAGGCCGUCUGCGAUCGCAUGAUGCCAGGCUACGGCGAACAAAUGCGAGCCAUAUCACUCAGGUACGUCCCGACAGCGGUGCUGUCCCGUCAGACGGCGGGCCUGCGCGGGCGGUCGCUGGUGAUGAACCUCCCCGGGAAGCCCAAGAGCAUCCGGGAGACGAUCGACGAGGUGUUCGUGUCGAUUCCGACGUGCAUUCAAAUCAUGGAUGGUCCCUACAUUGUUACGCACGAAUCCGUUGUUAAGGCGUUCCGGCCGGCGUCGAUCGUCCGCAAGGAGAAGCCCGCGGCGUGA